Messenger RNA from Setaria italica (foxtail millet), 1175 nucleotides. RefSeq names its product putative yippee-like protein Os10g0369500. The transcript has 3 exons. The record is from RefSeq and is a predicted model, not a curated record. Lineage: Eukaryota; Viridiplantae; Streptophyta; Magnoliopsida; Poales; Poaceae. The coding region runs from base 608 to 940 and encodes 110 amino acids.
ACAGUAGAAUCCAAUCAGUGAAGCGGCUGUCAUCUUGUGUCUGAAACUCUGAACAAAUUCCCUUUGCUAUAACAAGGCAUCAACUGAAUAGAUGAUGAAGAAUCGUGGCGCCAUUUUCGGUUUCGGUCGGACCAUCGCUAUAAAUACACAAGUACACAACCCACCCGCUCACGGCUCACGCCACUGGACGCGCCGCGCAACGGCUCCCCACGGUUCCGCGCCACUCACAUGCUUGGCGCUGCGCCGCUGCUAGCUGUUGCAGGGCUGGGGUCGCAGUCACCCACACUCCAUUCUUCGUCUUCCCUUUUCCCCUCCCUUUCCCUCCCCCAACCCAUCAUCCAUCGCCGCAUCGCCCCUCGGUAGCCAUCCCUUCAAGGAAAGGAAAGGUUCCUCAUCUUUCUUUCCUUUCUUGGGAGCCGGAGCCGGGACCGGUGCCUUGCCUUUCCUGCUGUUCCUUCCCCGUCUUGCUGCUUUGAGUGAGUUUCUUCUCCUCGUCGAUUCUUGGUUGCUGAGAGGGUGAGAGGGCGCCGGCGGAGGUCGGCUCCGAUCGCCUGGUCGAUCCGUCGAUUGGCCGGGCAGUGGCGGCUGGCGGCGGUGCGUUUCCGGGAUGGGGCUGCUGUUCGUGGAGCGGCUCGAGGGGGAGGGCGUGUUCAAGUGCCGGCGCUGCCGCGUCGACGCCGCCUCCAAGGACGCCAUCAUCUCCAGGGACUUCUACGGCCGCACUGGCCGCGCCUACCUCUUCGACCACGUUGUGAACAUAUGCCUAGGACCUAAUGAGGAUCGGUAUCUUGUAACUGGGCUCCACACAGUGAAUGACAUCUACUGUAGCUGCUGCCAACAGAUUCUUGGCUGGAGAUAUGAGAAAGCCUAUGACCAAAGCCAGAAAUACAAGGAAGGGAAGUACAUCCUGGAGAGAGCUAGAAUGGUGAAAGACGGCUGACGGUUAAGUCAUUGGAAUGUUCUUGCACUACUGAAAACCCAAGAAGCGCAAACUAUAAAGAUGUUGGGCAGCUUGGGCUCACUGCCGAAUAGCUAGGAAGAUGACUGAUUGCAUAUGCUGUGAUUUGUGGAAUAUUACUGGCUCUGAAUUCUUGUAAGUUGUUAGCAGUGCUAACAUUUGGUGAAUUAUUGGUGACCCGGUGGUGAAUUGAACCGUAAUGAAGCUGAUUUCUCUC